ACAUGGCCAAGAAAUUAGGGUUUCGGAGGGCUUGGUUGUAAACAAAGAGUUGUGAACAUCGAACUGUGGCGAUGCCUAUUCCACCUUCUCUCAGAUCCAAGGUUUAGAUACUAGAUCGCGGUGGCUUGGGUUGGAAGAGGUUGCGUGGAGUAGGGCGGUUUACCGACUGGACUCAUUGUGCUGGACUCGCGUGCACAGCUCGUGCUUGGACUUGGCAAGUUUGGAUCGGGCUCCCUGAAAGAAUCGGAGUGUGUGAGCCUGGUGUGAACGACAUGUUCCACGCCUGUGACCCGCAGCAGGCAGUGAAGAGGAGCUAUGAGCUUCUGUUUCCUCCCCACGCGACUAUGGAAUUCCCGGGUGACGCAGUUGCUAUGUGGGAGGAGCAUGAUAAUGUUCAAUCGCUAUCAGAGCAAUGCCGAUACUCUUGCUUCCAGUUUGACUACGCCCGUAGUGUCUCACGAUCAGAUGCCAGGGAAUGCAGGCUUUCGCAAGGUCGAGACCCUAGCGAAUUCUCGAGAUGUGAGUGUUCUGUGUAAGACAGGGCGUUUGAAGGAGGCACUGGGGAUUAUGAAUACGAUGAUUCUACAAGGAACUCGUGUCUACUCAGACGUAUUUCGAGGUCUUCUGCAAGAGUGUGCCAGAUUGAGAUCAUUGGAACAAGGUAGAGAAGUCCAUGCUGCAAUUUUGAAGAGUGGGAUUCAACCUAAUAGAUACCUUGAAAACACGUUAUUGAGCAUGUAUGCUAAGUGUGGGAGUCUGACGGAUGCUAGACGGGUAUUCGAUAGCAUUCGAGAUCGCAAUAUCGUGUCCUGGACUGCGAUGAUUGAAGCAUUUGUUGCUGGAAAUAAAAAUCUAGAGGCCUUCAAGUGCUAUGAAACGAUGAAGCUGGCGGGAUGCAAGCCCGACAAGGUCACGUUUGUGAGCCUUCUCAACGCGUUUACAAACCCGGAGCUGUUACAACUAGGUCAGAAGGUGCACAUGGAAAUUGUUGAAGCUGGACUGGAGUUAGAACCUCGAGUUGGUACCUCUCUUGUUGGGAUGUAUGCCAAGUGUGGAGAUAUUUCCAAGGCACGAGUUAUUUUUGACAGAUUACCAGAAAAGAACGUGGUCACGUGGACUCUCUUAAUCGCUGGUUACGCACAGCAAGGUCAAGUCGACGUUGCUCUGGAGCUUUUGGAGACGAUGCAGCAAGCAGAAGUAGCUCCCAACAAAAUCACGUUUGCUAGCAUUCUUCAAGGUUGCACAACUCCAGCGGCUCUAGAGCAUGGCAAGAAGGUCCACAGAUAUAUCAUUCAAUCGGGAUAUGGUAGAGAACUUUGGGUGGUCAAUUCGCUGAUUACCAUGUAUUGCAAGUGUGGAGGACUGGAAGAAGCCCGUAAACUGUUUAGUGACUUGCCACAUCGGGAUGUGGUCACUUGGACAGCCAUGGUCACAGGCUACGCUCAACUAGGAUUCCAUGACGAGGCAAUUAAUCUCUUUCGGCGGAUGCAGCAGCAAGGCAUCAAACCGGAUAAGAUGACUUUUACAAGCGUUUUGACAAGUUGUUCAAGCCCUGCAUUUCUUCAAGAAGGGAAAAGGAUCCAUCAACAGCUGGUUCAUGCUGGAUACAAUCUGGAUGUCUAUCUACAAAGUGCCCUUGUUAGUAUGUAUGCAAAAUGUGGAAGCAUGGAUGACGCAAGUCUGGUGUUCAAUCAGAUGAGUGAGCGGAACGUUGUUGCCUGGACUGCUAUAAUAACAGGUUGUGCUCAGCACGGACGAUGCAGAGAGGCCCUUGAAUACUUUGAUCAGAUGAAAAAGCAAGGAAUAAAACCCGACAAGGUAACCUUCACAAGCGUCCUCUCAGCAUGCACCCACGUAGGUCUAGUGGAGGAAGGUCGCAAGCACUUCCGCUCCAUGUACCUAGACUAUGGCAUCAAACCCAUGGUUGAGCACUACAGCUGCUUCGUAGACCUUCUGGGCCGAGCAGGCCAUUUGGAGGAAGCAGAGAACGUUAUCCUCAGCAUGCCAUUCAUACCGGGUCCCUCAGUUUGGGGGGCAUUGCUCAGCGCUUGCAGGGUCCACAGUGACGUUGAACGUGGCGAGCGUGCUGCAGAGAAUGUCCUCAAGCUGGACCCUGAUGAUGAUGGAGCUUACGUCGCAUUGUCGAGUAUCUACGCUGCUGCUGGCCGAUAUGAAGACGCUGAGAAAGUGCGGCAAGUGAUGGAGAAAAGGGAUGUUGUCAAGGAGCCGGGGCAGAGCUGGAUUGAAGUAGACGGCAAGGUGCAUGUGUUUCAUGUGGAGGAUAAGUCCCACCCGGAAUCUGAGCAGAUUUACGUCGAGCUCGGGAAGCUAACUGAACAGAUCAAGGAGAUGGGUUAUGUACCGGACACCAGAUUUGUUCUGCACGACGUGGAUGAGGAACAGAAGGAGCGGAUACUUUUCUCUCACAGUGAGAGGCUGGCGAUCACUUACGGGCUGAUGAAGACACCACCCGGAAUGCCUAUCCGUAUUGUGAAGAAUCUGCGAGUGUGUGGGGAUUGUCAUACGGCGACGAAGUUUAUCUCGAAGGUGGUUGGUAGAGAGAUCAUUGCCAGGGAUGCGCAGCGGUUUCAUCAUUUUGCCGAUGGAGUAUGUUCUUGUGGGGAUUUUUGGUGAAUAGUAGGAUUGCCUUCUGCCUUGCUACAUUCUUUAGAAGGAUGUGCAAGGUUUUGUAGGAUGUUUUUUUUUUUUUGCGAACUAGCUAGUGUUUGCGGCGGUUGAUAUGUACAGUACAGAAAGAUUUUUAGAUUGAAAUGAACGACAAUUGAGUUUUGAGAGAUUUUGGCAUAAUAUGAAAAUUGGACCUGGCAUUAGAGCUGAAAAUUUGGAAUAAACAUUUGCGUGCAUUGGACAUUGAUAUUUCAACAAGAAUUUUGUUUACUGUU
Physcomitrium patens is the source of this 2903-nucleotide messenger RNA. RefSeq names its product pentatricopeptide repeat-containing protein At3g12770. Gene Ontology annotation, biological process: RNA modification. Gene Ontology annotation, cellular component: intracellular membrane-bounded organelle. The record is from RefSeq and is a predicted model, not a curated record. Gene Ontology annotation, molecular function: RNA binding; zinc ion binding; protein binding. NCBI's taxonomy places the organism in Eukaryota, Viridiplantae, Streptophyta, Bryopsida, Funariales, Funariaceae.